This is a messenger RNA of Nezara viridula (southern green stink bug), 2395 nucleotides long. The record is from the annotation of a GenBank genome assembly. Lineage: Eukaryota; Metazoa; Arthropoda; Insecta; Hemiptera; Pentatomidae.
GGGGAUGUCACCUGGUAUGCUAAGAGCUCGGCGGCGCGAUGUCUGCAUCAAGCCGAACCGCGUCCUCGACAAGAGUUCCUCCCGAGGGAUGAUAUAUGAGAACGAAGAACUGAGGCUGAGGACGAUCAACAUUAACGCAGAGAUAGAAAGGGGCCAGAGCGAGCUCAAGAAGCUGCGUCGCGAGAACGAGCACCUCAAGCGGGAGAUCUGGUCCCUCAGGGAGGAGCUGGACCGCCUGGAAGCCCUCCUCAGGCAGAAGGAGCAAGAGGAGGAGGAAGAAGCCGAGACAGACGUAGAGGACGAAGAGGAGGAUGAAGAAGGCGAAGAGGAAAGGCCACCGAUUCUGCUGAGGGUGCCCAGGGUGGCCAUGGAACCGGAUGGCCUCAGUGUGGUACCUGAAGAAUCUGAGGAUGGUGGAUCCACACCGGAACCUCAAGUAUACACUUGCAUCAACCCCGAGAGAGGCGUGGAGGAGUACAACGGGGCUCUGCCCCCCUGCAUCAGGCUCAACUGCGUGCACCCCUUCACCGCGGCGGCCACCCUGCCCCAGGGCCUGCUCAACGUCACGGUAAUGGAAGUUAUCGAGGCUUGCGAAAAGAUGUCGACUGGAGUGGUUGGUGUCCGGCUGCUGGAAGGGAGCGUCUACAUCAGCGCCAAGGGGAAGCUGGAACUGGAGCAACUGCUAGCCCAGGGGAUCAGUAUCAGGGGAGAACAACUGGGGCUUCAGGAUGUGUCCCAGGGCACCGUGGUGUUGGCCCUCUCUGCUAUACCCCACAAUGCCAAGGACCAGGACAUCCUGCGUCUCCUCUCCCAGUUCGGGCCAGUCAUAGGCGGUCUGGAGAGGAGGAUGUACAAGGGCGCCGACACAGGGGAAGGCCUGGCCAGGAUACGGCUCUUAGCAUCCUUGCCGAAGAGGUUGUUCCUCGAAGGGGCAGAGAUCUCGGUACGGGCGGUCUGCCACGAGGAACUCACCAAGCUGUCUAUGCACCCUCAUACAGUCUCCAAGCAACCUUCUAAUCUCUUUGUCAAAAUAGAUAGAAAGGACUCUGAUCUCGAGGUUAAGUUUUCAGAAAGCGUUAAAACAGGAACUACAAGUACAAAAAACGAACCUUUUACAUUCCCUGCACCAUCUACCUCCACUUCAGCUCCAUCAACCCCUAAAAUGGAGGAGCGAAGCCAGAGUACACCAGUGAUAGCUAACAAUUGCCAUGGUUCGGCCCAGAGCCUUCGACCUCACUCGGACACUGAGGCCAAGAGACCAAGAAGACUGAACUCGAGGAGAGCCAAGUCGCCAUCUUCAAGUUCCGAGCAGGAUUCCCCAACGAAACCUCAGCGUAGGAGGCCUUCGACGGUAGUUCCGGACAGGGAGAGGAGUAACAGCCUCAGCAGUAGGGCUUCCUACAGGAGGAAGAUGUCCAUGACCGGAAGGGAGACGGGGAAGUUGCCCUGGUGUGCCUGUUGGGGCAACGGCUGUAUAUAGACACAUACACUUAAAAAUAAAAAUAUUGAUUUAUACAGUUUCGACUGUUAAAUAAUAAAUGUAUUAUAUUUUCUAAGGAACGUGAGAUUCAGUCAGUAAAUAAAACAAAUAAUUUGGCGACGUUUUGAUACUUUUUUUUUUUCAUAUUAAUGCUCGACAGUGAUACACUGUAUGGUGCGCUAUUUUCCUAAACGUUGUUCAGUGUCAAGGGCGCCUAGACGAUGGUGGCAUGGUGUAAAUUGAGCCAUCAAAAUUUAUAAGAGGGGUACAUUUUUAUGGGGUUGUGAAUUUCUGAUUGGACUGGUUUUAAGAACUAUAACGAAAUAAAAUUUCUUGAAGCGGGUUGUGUGCCAUCGUUUUUGGGAGGAUGGGCACUCAUUUUCAGUGUACUGUCAAUGGUACUAAAUAAGUGGAGAGAAUAAGUCCGAAAAGUGGGUGUAGUGGCACUUUUUGCCAAUUGUUGACGCCUACCUUGAGGUUGCAUCUACGUACUAACCAUAAUAUAAUUGUCAAGAUUCAUUGCCAGGGGUCACAGAUAAAUAGUUAUUAAUCGACCUAGGUUGGAAUCCAACUUACAUCGUUUAGAACUGGCCAUUCUGGGGCUCAAACCCCAACGUGCUCGGCCAAAAGAUACUUCACCUCUAGCAAUUAAACUCUAGGGUAUGAAUAUGGAAAAUAUAAAGCCUUGAAACCGACAAAACAGUUGUAAUAUAUAUAUAACCAAGAUAAAUUAUAUUUAUUUUUGUAAAUUCAGAAUUAAAGUCUUAUUAGAAAAGUGCAUUUGGGAGAAGGAAAGAUAUUUUGAAUGUAAAGAAUUAAACAAUUAAUCAAAUUGGUAAUAGUUUGCCAAGAAUUGAGCUAAAUUUCAAAUAUAUUUUAAUAUUUUUCAUUAUACAUUGUAAUAUUGCUGAUUAC